Messenger RNA from Notolabrus celidotus (New Zealand spotty), 3464 nucleotides. RefSeq names its product abhydrolase domain containing 8b (gene abhd8b). NCBI's taxonomy places the organism in Eukaryota, Metazoa, Chordata, Actinopteri, Labriformes, Labridae. Bases 345 to 1805 code for a protein of 486 amino acids. Gene Ontology annotation, molecular function: catalytic activity. The transcript is spliced from 5 exons. The record is from RefSeq and is a predicted model, not a curated record.
GUUCUAACUGAACCAGCAGGUCAGCGUGUCUCACUUUGAGAGGUGACUCUGACACCCAGCUGGACUCUGGUCCGUCUCCUAACACCGUCACCAAAAGACAACAUGAACCCCACAAAGAGCUGUCUCUCUCAGAUCUUUGGACCUGGGAGUGUGUGAGUCCCUCACAGGUAGACUACGCUGUGAGUCGGCCAUGUGAAGACUCCUUCCAGGACAACCAGAUAAAUUAGAUUAUUGGAUUGGCUGCCACAGAUUACAGCUCUUCUACAUCCGCAAUGCUUCAUGAGGAACCCGCAUCUAACUGAUCUUUUUUGGCGGAGUUUACGAAAAUAGAAAGACUGGCAGUCAUGCUGACCAGCUUUAUAGAGGGUCUACUCUGCUGCCUGACUUCAAAGUCCACUAACGUGGUUGUCCCUGUAGAAACCUCAGAACCAGCUGACGGCUUUGAGUUUGUGGAGGUGAAACCGGGCCGUGUCCUGCGGGUUCGACACAUCAUCCCUGACAGACCGGUGGUGGAGGAGCCCACCGGACCGGGAGGGAGCGUCAGCUGCAAACGAAAGAUCACAGUGUAUCGUAAUGGACAGCUUUUCAUUGAGAACUUAGGUGACAGAUCAAGCGGGGAGUUGAAAAACUACCAGAAUGGAGACACAGAACCAAACAGCACCGUGGAGGUUGAACUGACAGACUGUGUUAACUCAGCAUCUCCUGUCAACAUGCCCGAGCCUAUGUCUGAGUCUGCCUCAGCUGCAAAAGACGGGACAUCUGAAGCAGGAGCAGGAGGAGAUGCUCCUGCUGCUGCUGCACAGACCGAGCAGUCGCAGCAGCCCAGGAGGCGCAGGAGGAAACCAAAGCGCACGGUGGUGAUUGACUGUGAGAGAAAGAUCUCAGCCUGCAGAGGGACACAUGCAGACGUGGCUCUUUUCUUCAUUCAUGGAGUAGGGGGCUCACUGGACAUCUGGGGAAGCCAGUUGGACUUCUUUUCCAGGCUGGGUUAUGAGGUGAUCGCCCCAGACCUGGCAGGACAUGGAGCCAGCUCAGCACCACAGAUAGCUGCUGCAUACACUUUCUAUGCCCUGGCAGAGGACAUGAGACUUGUUUUUAAGAGAUAUGCACGCAAAAGGAAUAUUCUCAUAGGACAUUCAUACGGUGUGUCGUUCUGUACCUUCCUGGCCCAUGAGUAUCCGGAGCAGAUUCACAAGAUGGUGAUGAUAAACGGAGGUGGCCCCACUGCUCUGGAGCCCAGCCUCUGCUCCAUUUUCAACCUGCCCACCUGUGUGCUUCACUGCCUGUCCCCUUUGCUAGCCUGGAGCUUUCUCAAGGCUGGCUUUGCUCGGCAGGGUGCCAAGGAGAAGCAGCUGCUGAAAGACAACAAUGCCUUUAACGUGUCGUCCUUUGUGCUGCGUGCUAUGAUGAGCGGGCAGUACUGGCCUGAAGGGGACGAGGUAUACCACGCUGAACUCACAGUGCCCAUCCUGCUGAUUCAUGGCAUGCACGACAAGUUUGUCCCUAUUGAUGAGGACCAGCGCAUGGCAGAGAUCCUCCUGAUGGCCUUCCUGAAGGUCCUGGAAGACGGGAGUCACAUGAUCAUGAUGGAGUGUCCGGAUCCUGUCAACACCCUCCUCCAUGAGUUCUUCCUCUGGGAGCCGGCCGCCCUUCCUCUACCAAAGAAAGAGUCCAAAACACGCCCGGAGACCGCCAAAACCCAAAACGACAACGUAAAGGCUCCAACCGACCCCGCCAAGGUCCGACCUGCCACUGCUAAGCAAGCUUCCCCGAACUGCAUCAAAGAGGAGAAGUCUGGCAGCUAGGGCGAGAAACGAGUGAGGAUUACAACUGAAGAUCACAGCGGUUGUGACCCUGUUACAGGACGGGCAGGUCACUCAGAGGGUCCUGACAAUCUGAGCUGGUUUCAGCCUGAGAUGUUUCAGCUAACAAAGGCAUACGCAACGUUUUUUAAGUUUGCUGUGCUGAAGGACAGAGGAAGAGGAGUUCAGUUAUUGGGUACUGGAGGUCCAAUCUUUGGUGUACAGUUCCCUCUUCCUGUCCGGACUGAAAGCUGUGCCUUCUCAUGGAGGCUGUUUCACAUAGUUACAUUCAGCCGUCUUUGCAGAAUAAACAUUUAUCUCUCUGCAAAGUGAUAUAUUUGACUUCUGUGGACAAGAAUCUGCCACACUGAUGACUAUUUAAGACACUUGAUUGAUUUCUGCUUCUCAAACAUGGAGAAGAAAAGCAAACAAAGCUCCUGUUUGACAACCUGCUAUGCAAAGAAGCACCAGAGAACUGUUUUAAAGCAGGCAGAGUCAGUAACUGUGGCACGCUGAGCGAGCUGUGAAAUGUCUGCAUGUGUGUGUGUGUUUGUACAGGGGGAUGUUUGUAGCAGUUUCUCCAUUGCACAUAGUGAUAAAUGAAAUUGGUAGUGUUCAAUGUCAUGCAAUGCCUAUAUUUGACACUUCAAAGAAGUGACAGGACUUUCUUUUUUUUUGCAACAAGUGGAAAAAAAAACAGAAGUAGCCCCUCCUAUGACUGUAAGUCUGAUAUACUUAACUCACUUCGAGAGACAGAAGUGAAAGUACAUUUGCUGCUUCCUAGAAUUCAGUAAAUAUGUAUGAAGUCAAGUGAGACCUGCUCACUCUAACAGAAGAAUAGGCUCAUCAAUGAACCAAAAUCUUACAUGGGAUGAAGUGGCCAAUGAUUUUGCAUAAAGCAUUUGUAUUAAACCACAUGUUGAGUCUGCCAAGAAAUGCAAAAAAACGCUCUUUAGUUUCUUUUUUUUUACCACACAAAUAAUGCAAAUUUUAAUAAGCAUCCAGAGUAGUCAUGUGCUGCACGGUGCUGUAGCAUCUUUAUGACUGAAACCCCCACUAUGAUAAUACAUGAGUGGAAGUCACUGCAAUGCUGUUUUAGUUUAUGCAGUGUUUGAAAGCACAAGUUCUGAUAGUUGCUCUAUUUCCUGAAAAUAAUGCAAUACACACUACUCACAGAAUUUGAAAACUUCAUGCUACAGCGAUAUGUCGUGAAAGUAGAAGCAUGCAAUGAUAAUUCCUUAAUCUCAAAUUGUUUAUUGAAGCAAAAGCUAAUAACAGUGGUGGGUAUACCACAACAAAAAUGUCUCAAUAAUUCGUCAUGUGACCCUGAGCUUCGAUUACAGCUUGACAUCGACGUCUCAUGCUGCCCUCAGGUCAUUCAGGUUCCGGGGUUUGGGGUUAAGACCCUCUACAGGACUACUCAGUGCUGUCAUUGAUCGAUUAUUAGGAGUCGUCUUGGUCUCAUGAUGUCAGAAUGUGAACAGCGUGAUGAAGAGGACUGUUUGAAUACACACCAGAGCAUUCAGAGGUCGAUUUAUUGAUCAGACACUUGUUGUGAUUUUUGCGGUAAAUCAUACGGUGGCUGGGAAGUGCAAUGCAAAGUUUGAGACAAAUUUACAUUUUGGGAAACCGAAUUACAAAAACAGAAACACUUUUACAAGA